Zea mays is the source of this 2286-nucleotide messenger RNA. RefSeq names its product Transcription factor MYB98. Gene Ontology annotation, biological process: regulation of DNA-templated transcription. The transcript is spliced from 3 exons. Gene Ontology annotation, molecular function: DNA-binding transcription factor activity, RNA polymerase II-specific; RNA polymerase II cis-regulatory region sequence-specific DNA binding. The coding region runs from base 735 to 2051 and encodes 438 amino acids. The record is from RefSeq and is marked validated. Gene Ontology annotation, cellular component: nucleus. NCBI's taxonomy places the organism in Eukaryota, Viridiplantae, Streptophyta, Magnoliopsida, Poales, Poaceae.
GGUCCAGUCCUCUCGGCCGCCGCCGCCGGCCGAGACCCCAGACGGUGGUAAGGCAACUUCGUUUUGCUGCCGCCGUACCAUCAAGAGUGCGACACCGACAUAGAUCCUCUCCUACGUGCGCCUGAGGCUCGCCGCGCCGCAGUCCGCAGCCGUCCUCUUGCAGAUACAGAGCCUACGGCGUCGAGAACCACCGGAGCCCAUGUUUGCUCGUUCAUGUGAUUCUGGUGUGAUCAGUUUGGUGUAUGUAUGUGAAGGCUCGUUUAAUUCCAGAGCUCAUGGGCUAAGAAAUCUCUCUUCCGUAAACAAAUACAAUACAACCAGGCAAGUGACUACCAACCUCAAAUAGUUCCAUAUGUUUCUUUUGAUCAUACAAAGUACAGUGCCUUUUUUCCUCUGAUGCCUGAACUUUCAUACUGCGGUUGGUUUGUACACUUUAUGUCAUCAAGUAGGAGUAUACUGCACCAUCAGCAAUAUCUUCAGCCGUGAGGUCUAAGAUGUGUUGUUAUGUGUGUAUGUGUGCCAAGCUUGAGAUUAAAGGGCAGUGUAUUACCUCUUUCCAUGGAAUACAAGAAGUCGUUAAGCAUUAGUGACAGUAAAUAUGGCCAUUAACCAGCAAUAAGUAACAAAACAUUAAGCUUCAUUAACUUGUUGUGUUGAAGGGAACAACAAGUCUUGUCUAUGACUCUACUAUAUAGCAGCAGUACGGCAUCCUGUACAGUUCUCCUUUCCAAGACAUGCAGGCAGAUGACAAACUCGCUACUCAAAUCUCUCUCCCUCCAUCUUGCAUAGCUUCUGAGAUCGCCAUGGAUUUCAGCUGCUUUCAGCCCCACACGGGGAUCUGUAGCUACCUGCCAUUCGAUUCGUACAUGCAGCAUGAUGGACAGUAUGAGCUCCAUCUCCAUCCUGCUGAUCACCAUCCGCUUGAAGUUACUGGAGACUACACUUCUGCGACGUUCGACGACCUUGGACACGAGUUCUUUGCAGAAAGAGAAAUCGAGAAGCCCAUAUUCAACCGUACUUCAUCGAUUGGUCGUAGAGUUGGGUCUCAACUACCUCUGCCGACUAUCAAAACUGAGGUUUCUCAUCUCAUAGACAGUGGCCUCGUAUCAUGUAAGGCGUAUGAGAUAAAUGACAGGUUUCUGGCAAGAAAGAAGACCUCUUUGAAGAAAGCCAAUGUCGUGAAAGGGCAGUGGACACCAGAGGAAGAUAGGAAGCUGGUAAAAUUAGUGGAACAGUUUGGACUGAGGAAGUGGUCGUACAUAGCACAACUGCUGCCAGCAAGAGUGGGAAAGCAAUGCAGAGAAAGAUGGCACAACCAUUUGAGGCCAAACAUCAAGAAAGACAUUUGGAGUGACGAGGAAGACAUGGUUCUGAUAGAAGCCCACAAGGAGGUGGGCAACAAAUGGGCAGAGAUAGCCAAGCGGCUACCCGGCAGGACCGAGAACUCCAUAAAGAACCACUGGAACGCAACGAAGCGGAGGCAGUUCGCGCGGAGGCGGAGCCGCACCAGCUCCAAGGCGCCCAAGCCAGGCACCCUUCUGCAGAGCUACAUCGAAGGCCUCGGCAUUGUUGGCCCGAGCGACAAGAGUGCUGCGCCACUUUCUGAACCUACACUGUCGCCUGAAGCUCCCGGAGCAAAGUCGGCAAAGACCGGUGGAACAACGCUACCGGAAGAACACAGCCCGCCGUCCAACAUGCUGGAUUCCCAAGGCGUUCUUCUUCCCAGCGAAGAGCUUCUUGCCCCAAUCUGCGACGAACUUCUAGAUGGAAUGUGUGGCGGUCUUUUCGACUGCACGAACGAGGACGCCUUCUUCCGUGUGUGCGCUGUGGACGAUGACAUCGACGUGAGCUACAUCUUCGACCAUGCGAUCAAGGUCGAUCCUGAGAUAGACAUGGAGAUGAUGAUGAUGUGGGAUGACGACGCCCUCGCGUGUACUGCUGGACCUGCUGCUGGAACAGCUCAUGUCGAGACCGUGCAUGUGAAGGAGGAGAUGGACCUGAUGGAGAUGGUGGCAGCCACGCAGAACUGUGGCGAAGCAGAAAAUCACUAGAGAAGCAAUUAUAUAGAUGUGAUCGCACGACCUACAGAUGUAACCACAUGCAGUACUAUAGGGUAUCCAUAUAGAACAGCACGACCUUUUGGAUCGAUGUGUCCUUCCUGUCCUGGUGAGUGGUCUCCACAAUCAGUAACAAAAAAAUAAAGCUUCAAAUGAAGCAUACUUGGUUCACAUGUGUGUAUAUAUUACUGUAUUUGCAGAUCUUAUGAUAUACACGCGGAGUGUAUAU